GUUCGGAUAAGGAGCAGAUUGCAGUGCUCACCUCUUCCACCCGUAAUGCCACCAAUUUGAUGGAGGGGAAGCAAACCCUAGCUGAAGUCAGCAUCAGCAUUUCUUCCACCAUUACGAUCGCUGCCAAUGGCCACGACGAUUGCUGCUGUAACGACUACGGCAACUAGGGGUGUCGUGCCGUUGCCAUGCAAGAAUGCGUCAACCGCGCCCGGUGCGGCUGUCACUCUAGGGAGGCGGGAAGGCCUCGCCGCCUGCUUCGCCGCCCUCACUCUCUCCCUCGCCAGGCCCGCCUCCGCCGCCAUCUUGGAGGCGGACGACGACGAGGAGCUCCUGGAGAGGGUGAAGAAGGACCGGAAGAAGAGGCUCGAGAGACAGGGCGUCAUCAUCUCCUCCGACAAGGAAAAAGGUUAUCUGCAAGAACUAAUCUACAAGUUGAGCAAAGUGGGCCAAGCUAUCGAGAAUAAUGAUCUUACUGCAGCAAGUUCUCUCCUGGGGCCAAGCACUAAUGCUGACUGGGUGCAAAAUGUAAAUGCAGCUUUUGCUAAGCUAAGCACCAGCCCUGAAGAGAAAAUUGAGGUGGACAAUUUCAAUUCUUCCUUGGCAUCUUUGUUUUCGUCGGUAGGUGAUCAGGACGUCGAGUAUUCCAAAUUGGCCUUUGUAUCAUUGGCAAGCGCGUUGGAGAAAUGGAUUGGAUUUUCUGGCUUAGUUGGUCAGUUGAAAGGUCUCUAAUCGAACGAAUUCACCAUAAAAUGCAAGAGAUGCUUCAUCCAACUUCCUCGAACUUGUGUUUGUCAUGCUUCUGAAGACUUUGAGUUGCACUUCAUCCUCUGAGUUCUCCACCUGACUAUUAUUCUAUUUGACGUUAUAUUUAGCCAUUGUUUGUUCUUUUGAUAAUGUCUAGUUAUAUAUUUCUCCAAUUCUGUUUAUGUUGUUCAUAUUUAAGUGUGUCGAACAUGCAUUACAGUAAUCAUUUGAUAAGUGAAUUAUUAGGCUUUCUUUC
This is a messenger RNA of Musa acuminata AAA Group (dessert banana), 1000 nucleotides long. Its product is annotated as thylakoid lumenal 16.5 kDa protein, chloroplastic-like. Bases 127 to 729 code for a protein of 200 amino acids. Gene Ontology annotation, biological process: photosystem II repair. The transcript is spliced from 4 exons. The record is from RefSeq and is a predicted model, not a curated record. Lineage: Eukaryota; Viridiplantae; Streptophyta; Magnoliopsida; Zingiberales; Musaceae.